This is a messenger RNA of Hyaena hyaena (striped hyena), 1596 nucleotides long. RefSeq names its product mitochondrial ribosomal protein L24 (gene MRPL24). The transcript has 5 exons. The record is from RefSeq and is a predicted model, not a curated record. Gene Ontology annotation, cellular component: ribosome; mitochondrion. Gene Ontology annotation, molecular function: structural constituent of ribosome; RNA binding. Lineage: Eukaryota; Metazoa; Chordata; Mammalia; Carnivora; Hyaenidae. Gene Ontology annotation, biological process: translation. The coding region runs from base 600 to 1250 and encodes 216 amino acids.
AACAAAUAAAAUACUUAAAAAAAAUUUUUUUUAAAGGAAAGAAUCUGUCUUAGGGAGGAGGAGUGGUUAUUUCCUGACCGAGUUGAGGAAUUCUAAGUGGUGCAGGGACAUUUUAGUACCACUAUUUAAUCUCUGCUGUUUAUUUUUCCUUGUACCUGCCUGCCCCUUGGCCCUGUCUCUUUUUUGUUCCAUUUACCUGUGUUUUCCUAUCCUGCUGUUCCUGGGUUGGUCCAGUAACUGUUAAGUACCUGCCGUGCACCAAGCCCUGAUCGGAUCUGCUUGACCAGGGGUGACGAGAUCACACAGUCUCCGGCCUCAAUGAACUUUUUGGACUCUGAAGUGGGUUUGAAGGCCAGUUCUCUCACGUACUGGUUUUAUGACCACGGGCAAGUCACUGAGCCUGUGUCCUCAUCCGUAAGGUGAAGGUCGCAUCCUGUGAGGGUUCAGUGAGAGGACAUCCCUUUAGUGACGGCCUAAGUGUUUAGAAAGUGCUCCUUCUCUUGCUUCUUUGUCGGCUUGUCUCCAUCUGUCUCCUUCAGGGCUGACGAGGAAGGUUCCUGGGUCCUCCCUGGCCAGCAGAGUUCUCACGGCCUCCAGCCAUGCGUCUCUCUGCCCUGCUGGCCUUGGCCUCCAAGGUCACUCUGCCCCGCGACUACCGCUAUGGGAUGAGCCGCCCAGGCUCUCUCGCAGACAAGAGGAAGAACCCUCCGGGGACCAGGAGACGCCGGGUGGCCGUGGAGCCCAUCUCGGAUGAAGAGUGGCAUCUGUUCUGUGGGGACAGGGUGGAGGUCCUAGAGGGCAAGGAUGCUGGGAAGCAAGGCAAAGUGGUUCAAGUCAUCCGGCAGCGCAACUGGGUGGUCCUGGAGGGACUGAAUACGCACUACCGCUACGUGGGCAAGACCGUGGAUUCCCGGGGAACCAUGAUCCCCAGCGAGGCACCCCUGCUGCACCGCCAGGUCAAACUUGUGGAUCCUGUGGACAGGAAGCCCACCGACGUGGAGUGGAGAUUCACAGAGGCUGGAGAGCGGGUACGUGUCUCCACAAGAUCGGGGAGAAUUAUCCCCAAACCUGAGUUUCCCAGAGCUGACGGCAUCGUCCCUGAGACCUGGACAGAUGGCCCCAAAGACACAUCAGUGGAAGACGCUCUAGAAAGAACGUACGUGCCCCGUUUAAAGACACUGGAGGAGGAAGUGAUGGAGGCGAUGGGGAUUCAGGAGACGCGGCGACACAAGAAAGUUUACUGGUACUGAUCUUGGGGACAGGGGCUGUUCCCCUCGCCUCAGCCUCGAAGGUCGGGGCCACUCUUCUCCAAGACACCAGGAAGAGCCAUGAGUUUCCCCCCCACGCAGCUGCCGCCGCCUGCUAGACCCCGACCCCUGCGCACCUGCGCUCAGGACUGCAGGAAGGGGCAUCUGUCCUUAUGUGUGACAGCCUGGGUGGAAGUUAGGCAGCCUCCACGGGGGCAGGGCUUGCGAGGCCCGGGGGACCCAUGCGUCACGGGCUGCUGCCCGUCGGGGAGGCUGGUAGGGCUGGGGGCGGAGAAAUCAAACUGGCAGAGAAAUACAGAUUUCGCUUAUUUAAUAAAUUAAAGUCGUA